This is a messenger RNA of Vigna unguiculata (cowpea), 1142 nucleotides long. Its product is annotated as agamous-like MADS-box protein AGL103. Gene Ontology annotation, molecular function: protein dimerization activity; DNA binding. Lineage: Eukaryota; Viridiplantae; Streptophyta; Magnoliopsida; Fabales; Fabaceae. The record is from RefSeq and is a predicted model, not a curated record.
CAAAAAUAAGAAAUAAAAAGAGACCAACGUAAACCUUUUUAUUCACUGUUCUCCCUCAGGCUUUUCCAUUUCAGUUUCUCCUUUGGUUCUCCCUUUUGGCUUUUGCCAGAAAAUGGGUCGUGCAAGAGUAACCUUAAAACAGAUCUCGAGUGAAAGAUGUCGCAAGACAACUUUGGCGCGAAGAAAGAGAGGACUGAUGAAGAAAAUGUGGGAAUUUUCGAAGAGGUGCGGUGGUGAGCAGUGUUUGAUUGUGUAUGAUGAUGAUGGUGAUGUUGAAGCAGUGACUUCGCCCCAAAACCCUAUAGAAAUACAUUCGAUGAUUCAAAAGUACUAUGAAACUCAAUUAAAGAAUGGGAGACCUCACAAGACUUACGGUAUUCAAGAGUUUUUUGAGAACAGAAAGAACAUGAUUGAAGCUGAGAUUUCCAAAGUUCAUAAAGAAAUCAGCAGCAUCAAGUACCCAACUUGGGAUCCAAGUUUCGUGAACAUGGAAGAGGAUGAAUUGAGGGCCUUCUGUGCUCAUGUGGAUGCCAAAAUUCAAGCCUGUGAUGAGGGAAUUAAAUUGUUGAAGAACAAGAAUGUACCCAAUCUGAUGCAGAAUUUCGAUGAAAAUAGUUAUUUGUUGAGAAACAUGGAAGAGGGUGGGUUUAGUUUUGUGCCAAACAUGCCUCAGGAAAACAUCUCUCAAAGCCAACCACUGCUUCAAGAUUUUAUGGAACUUUAUGAUAAGAAUUAUGAAGCAGUAGAUGUGCCACUGAAUUCAACCAAUCAACUCAGUGAGUUGGAGUUUGAGGAAUUGAUUUGGGAACUUUCUAAUUGUGAUUCGUCUUAUCAACCAUGUGAUCAUCAUGUGGGUUGUAGUAUUCAACCUCAUCAAUCUGUCUUGCCAACCAUUUCUGCUGAACAUCAAAAUCAGCACCAAGAAGGAGCAUCUUUCCACGUCUUGCCUCAAACUAAUUACUAUAACAUGCUCUUCUGAAAAUGCUUACUUUUUACGAACUUGGUUUUGUGUUAUUGUUAUACCAUAUGUCGUCUUUCUAUGACACUAAAUUAGUUUUUGGCAUCUUCUUAGUUCAUGUGCUUUGUUUAGGUAACGUACGUUUCAUCUUAAUUGCAGUAAAAAGUGCAGAAUUUUACUUUCA